This is a messenger RNA of Lachancea fermentati, 1566 nucleotides long. NCBI's taxonomy places the organism in Eukaryota, Fungi, Ascomycota, Saccharomycetes, Saccharomycetales, Saccharomycetaceae. The record is from the annotation of a GenBank genome assembly.
AUGUAUGUGAGACAAUGGCAUUAUGUUGAGACCACGCCAUCUGGUCAACCAAUCUUGCGGGAAAACGAAAAAGAUGUAUAUGUGGAGCAUUCGGUAGGGUUAUAUCAAGGAAAAUCUAAAGUGAAAGCAAAGCAAAAGGGGAGAGCAUACUUGACAUCUCAGAGAUUAAUAUAUAUUGACGACGUCUCACCAACUAGUGAUUCUGUCUCAUUGGAAUUAGACGAUAUAUCUGGGGUUGAAUACUCUUCGAAAUUCUUGAAAAAAUCGGCCAAGCUGAUCAUCUUCUUGAAAGAACAGGAUAAUGAUUCUACAUGCAAUGUACAGGAGCCCAAACCAAUUAAAUCACAAUGGAUUUGUCCGAUCUGUAUGAUGGGGAAUGAAACAAAUGGCGAAAUAGAUGGUUCACAUCUCCCGCUUCCAGCGUGUAUGAACUGCGGAAUAAGCCCAGAUUAUGAAAUGAUCAAAAACUCCAUUUCAACUUUGCAGGAUAAUAACGACAACAAGGCUCCAUCAGAUAACAGCGAUAAUGUCUGCCCGGCAUGCACUUUUAUUAACCACUCUUUGAUGAGUAAUUGCGAAAUAUGUGGCACGAGACUACCAGCUGCACUUUCAAAUUCUGGGUCUCAAAGUUUCAUCGAUUCAAGGUUGAAAAUUGAACUAGAGGGCAGUGAUGGGCUGACAGAAGGUGAAAAAUGCUAUAUACAGCUAAGUUUUCGGAAAUCUGAUGGUGUGCUUCUUUACCAGUCAAUGGAUAAAGUUUUAAAAGAAAAAGAAAGGGAGAAGACGUUGAAUGUCUUUAACAAGGGUGCGUCCAGUAUAAAUGGUGUUGAAGUUGAGCGAUUGAAAUCAGAUUUCACUUUGGUUGAAAAUAAGAUGAGUCAGGUUGGAAUAGCUGGCUUGGAAAAAACGCAAGAAAACCAACUCAUCAGAAAUGACAUACUAAUGAAUAAUGCAUUAUCUGAUCUAAAUAACUUAAUGGCUCUUGCUUCCGAUAUCGAAAAACUUUAUGGAGCUGCAAAUAAACCAGAGGAUAAGAAUAAAACACCGCUUCUGAUUAUUGACCGGGAAAAAUUCUUGAACAAGUCACAAUUCAUCGAUGAAAUUGCCAGAGAAAUAUACGGCUUCAUAAUGUCGGAGUUCAAAGAACAAAAGGAAAAAGAUGGCGUUAUUCUCAUUACCCUAGUGGAUAUUUAUGCGUUAUACAACAAGUCAAUGCGCAUCGGAACCGGUCUUAUUUCUCCUCAGGAACUACGGGAGGCUUGCGAGAAAUUCGAAAAACUUGGAUUGAAUGAGCUACGACUUAUAAGGAUCAAUGGUCGCGUGUUAUGCAUAUCUUCCGGGAACUCCUUUGAGUUUGUCAAGACCAAAAUUAUCGAAAUCGUGAGCUUCUCACCUGGCGCGGAUCUGUUGAGAUUGACGCAAAGUCUAAAUGAAAACAAUUCAAAUUCUUGGACAAUGGGAAUUAUAAUGGAAGUAUUGCAAAAUUGUGUAAACGAAGGGGAUCUAUUGAUAGACGAGCAAAUUAGCGGCAUUCACUACUACAUGAAUUCCGAUUGGAAAAUCUAG